CUCGCCCAGUAGCCCCGCCCCCUCCCAGGCACGUGCCCCGCCCGUCGUGGCGCGCGGUGCGAGAAGAGAGGCGGGGCGCGGGGCGCGCCCGUCCGCCCGCCUGAGUUCAGUCCAGGCUUUGUCUCCGCCUCCGCCGGCGGAGCCGCGUCCCAGGGGCCGGGAGGCGGGCGCGGAGGGGAGGUAGGGAGGUAGGGCAACCGCAGGCAGCGGCAGGCAGCGGGGGACAGCGGCUCCCGAGUCCUUGCCGCGCACAGUCCAAUGCCUGGCAGCUCGGGGCGAGGAACGACUGCGCCUUCCUGCCGUGGCACGACGAGUGCCUCCAGACUAGGAGUUUUCCUGAAGCAGCCGUCACACCGGGAGCACUUUUGGUAGAGAGGGAGCAGGAAGAGACCCCGAAAUGACUUACUUCCCGAGGCGCGACUGAAGGGGACUUUACUGGAGUGGAACCGUAGUGGAAUUUGAGUCUGGAAAGGAGUUGCUUACGCCUUCAUUUUUUUUCCUAUUUUUUCUUCCACACCCCCCCCCCCUUUUUUUUUUUUUUUUUAAUUCCCUGUGCCCUUCCUUCUUUUCGCCCAUCAUUGGAAGUGAACAAAUUGCAUUUGCAAUUUAGAAAGUAGAAAUAUUAAAUAUUCCAUCCCCAGGAAGCACACAUGUAGUAAUGACAAAGGAUUGCAAAGGAGAGAUUGGCUCCAGUUUCCCAGAGAGAUCCCCUUAAAUGGAUUACUAAAUGGGACACUACAUCAGCUAGUUCUGUCCUCUAGCUGCCUAGAUACAUGCACCGAAAAGGGUGAAGUGAAGAAGUGAAGCCUCCCAGCUGAACUACUAUGAGGUCAGAAGCCUUGCUGCUAUAUUUCACACUGCUACACUUCGCUGGGGCUGGUUUCCCAGAAGAUUCUGAGCCAAUCAGUAUUUCGCAUGGCAACUAUACAAGACAGUAUCCAGUGUUUGUGGGUCACAAACCAGGGCGGAACACCACGCAGAGACACCGGCUGGACAUCCAGCUGGUCAUGGUCAUGAACAGGACCCUCUACGUUGCUGCUAGGGAUCAUAUUUAUACAGUUGACAUGGACACAUCACAUUUGGAAGAAAUCUAUUUUAGCAAAAAACUGACGUGGAAAUCUAGACAAGCUGAUGUAGACACAUGCAGAAUGAAGGGAAAACAUAAGGAUGAGUGUCACAAUUUUAUUAAGGUUCUCCUGAAAAGAAAUGAGGAUACACUGUUUAUCUGUGGAACAAAUGCAUUCAACCCUUCUUGCAGGAACUAUAAGAUGGAUACCUUGGAGUUCCUGGGAGAUGAAUUCAGUGGAAUGGCCAGGUGUCCCUAUGAUGCAAAGCAUGCCAACGUUGCGUUGUUUGCAGAGGGAAAGCUUUAUUCUGCCACAGUGACUGACUUCCUUGCAAUAGAUGCAGUCAUAUACCGGAGCCUUGGAGACAGCCCAACUCUGCGGACAGUUAAACAUGACUCAAAGUGGUUGAAAGAACCAUACUUUGUCCAGGCAGUAGACUAUGGCAAUUACAUUUACUUUUUCUUCCGGGAAAUAGCAGUGGAGUACAACAGCAUGGGAAAGGUAGUUUUCCCAAGGGUGGCUCAAGUUUGCAAAAAUGACAUGGGAGGAUCUCAGAGAGUGCUGGAAAAACAAUGGACUUCCUUUCUCAAGGCUCGUUUGAACUGCUCAGUUCCUGGCGAUUCACACUUCUACUUUAACAUACUGCAGGCAGUUACAGAUGUUAUCCAUUUCAAUGGCCGGGAUGUUGUUUUAGCAACCUUCUCCACACCAUAUAAUAGCAUCCCUGGCUCUGCAGUCUGUGCCUAUGACAUGCUUGACAUCGCUAAUGUAUUUACUGGGAGAUUCAAAGAACAAAAGUCUCCAGACUCCACGUGGACACCAGUUCCUGAUGAACGAGUGCCCAAGCCCAGGCCUGGUUGCUGUGCUGGAUCUACAUCAUUAGAAAAAUACGUAACUUCUAAUGAGUUCCCAGACGAUACUCUGAACUUCAUUAAAACACAUCCACUGAUGGAUGAGGCUGUACCUUCCAUUGUCAAUCGUCCUUGGUUCCUGAGAACAAUGGUCAGAUACCGCCUGACCAAAAUUGCUGUGGACUCUGCUGCUGGGCCAUACCAGAACUACACUGUGGUUUUCUUGGGAUCAGAGAAGGGAAUCAUCCUGAAGUUCUUGGCACGCACAGGAAACAGUGGUUUCCUAAAUGACAGCCUUUUCCUGGAGGAGAUGAGCGUUUACAAUCCUGAAAAGUGCAGCUAUGACGGUGUAGAGGACAAGCGAAUUGUAGGCAUGCAGCUUGACAAGCCCAGCAGUGCCCUGUAUGUUGCCUUCUCCACCUGUGUCAUCAAAGUUCCCCUGGGACGUUGUGAACGUCAUGGCAAAUGCAAAAAGGCCUGCAUAGCAUCCAGAGACCCCUACUGCGGAUGGGUGAAGGAGAGCGGGGUGUGCACACAGCUGGUCCUUGGCUCCAAACUGGCGUUUGAACAGGACAUAGAACAUGGCAAUACAGAUGGCCUGGGUGACUGCCAAAAUUCCUUCGUAGCCCUGAAUGACAUUUCAACUGCUUCACCUGAUCACGAAAUGUCUUACGACACAGUAUAUGGACACUCCAGUUCCCUAGUCCCAAGCACCACCACUUCUGACUCUGGCGCUCGACAGGGUUAUGAUGCUAGGGGACGCAUGCUGGAUUGGAAGGAUCCGCUUGGUUCAUCUGAAAAUACAGAUCCAUAUGUGGCAGUUUCAUCCCAUAAUCAUCAAGACAAGAAGGGAGUGAUUCGCGAGAGUUACCUGAAGGGUCACAAUCAGCUGGUGCCGGUCACCCUGUUGGCCAUUGCUGUUAUUCUUGCCUUUGUCAUGGGGGCCAUCUUUUCAGGAAUCAUAGUGUACUGCAUCUGUGACCAUCGCCGCAGAGACGUGGCUGCUAUGCAGAGGAAGGAGAAGGAGCUGACCCACUCCCGCCGUGGCUCCAUGAGCAGCAUGACUAAGCUCAGUGGCCUCUUUGGGGACACACAAUCCAAGGAGCCGAAGCCUGAAGCUAUCCUCACACCUCUGAUGCACAAUGGCAAGCUGGCUACCCCAGGCAGCACUGCCAAGAUGCUAAUCAAAGCUGACCAGCACCAUCUGGACCUUGCUGCCCUGCCAACUCCUGAGUCCACCCCAACCCUGCAACAGAAGAGAAAGCCAAGCCGUGGCAGCAGGGAAUGGGAGAGAAAUCAGAACCUCAUCAACGCCUGCACAAAAGAUAUCCCCCCAAUGGCAUCACCCGUGAUCCCGACUGACCUGCCACUCAGGGCUUCUCCUAGCCACAUUCCCAGUGUUGUGGUCCUGCCCAUAGCCCAGCAGGGCUACCAGCAUGAGUAUGUUGACCAGCCGAAAAUGAGUGAUGGGGCUCAGAUGUCUGUGGAGGACCAGAAUGCCACUCUUGAGUAUAAAACUAUCAGUGGCAAAAGCCCCAGCCAUGGGGUUAACCUGGUGGAAAAUCUUGACAGCAUGCCACCAAAAGUACCCCAGCGAGAGGCUUCCCUUGGGCCCCCAAACGCCUCACUGUCGCAAAGUGGCCUGAGCAAACGUCUGGAGAUGCACUCUUCUGCCUACAAUGUGGACUACAAGAGAAGCUAUCCUACAAACUCACUGACAAGAAGUCACCAGACAUCGACCCUCAAAAGAAACAACACUAACUCCUCUAACUCCUCCCACCUCUCCCGCAAUCAGAGCUUCAGCCGGGGUGACAACCCACCACCAGCCCCGCAGCGAGUGGACUCCAUUCAAGUCCAUGCUGCUCAGGCACAGGCUGUGACUGUAUCUCGGCAGCCGAGUCUCAGCGCCUACAACUCGCUGACAAGGUCAGGGUUGAAACGCACGCCCUCGCUAAAGCCAGAUGUACCUCCCAAACCUUCCUUUGCUCCGCUCUCCACGUCCAUGAAGCCCAAUGAUGCGUGUACAUAAUCAGAGUGAGGUGGGGGGGGGGAGGAUGGCGAUUAAUCAGAGGUUGCCCUUGAAAACCAGUGUUCUGCAACUGUUAUCACUCACUCCUCUGAGAAGAUGGUUGUUGCAAGCUGAAGAUGUGUUGGAUUUCUGCUCUCUGGGAAAAGUGGAAUAUUUUUUUAAACCCGAGCCAUAUGACACAUGGUCGAAGGUUUGCAAUUGCAGGACUCACCCCCACAACCCGCCAGUUCUUUGCUCAAAAGACUAACCCUUCAUCAUAAAACAUUGAGCCAAAAGCACACAGGUGAAAGAUGACUGUGACAUUUCACCCCCCCACCCCCAACUGCACAGUGCAUUCCUGAACUGGGAGACAGUGCUCUGAAAAGCAAAACAAAUACUUACAAAACUGAACAAGUUAAAAAAAAAAAAACACACAAAAACAAACACAAAACAAAAAAGCAAAGAAACAAAAAAUAUAAAAAAUUUAAAAAUUUUAAAAAAAAAAGGGAAAAAAAUCCAUUGAUAAAGCUAACUCUGACUUAACAAUGGCAGAAGUUUGCUACGUGCAGGUACUGUGAAAUGAUGCCCAUCAGUGUUACAGCCAUUUGGUUACAGCAGUUAAAUGCCGCGUUGGGCGAACUAUGUCAUAGAUUUCUGCUAUCCUUCUCUUUUAGUGAAUAACACGUGACUGUUAAUGCGAGUAACUCCUCUUAUUUAUUGUUCAACUUUUGGUUGUUUUUUCCUAAGGAAAUGACUUCUGCAUAUCAUCAUCCUGUGAGCAGCUCUUCAGAGAAGUACUUUGAAAUUUACACGUAUUUAACAUGAAGCCCAUUAACUGGAGUAAUUAAAACUCUUUUAUUUUUCCAAUAAAUUCACUGAGUUAUCUAAGUUGGAGCUGGAAUUCUGAACUUUGUGCCUGGACUGCCUGAUUAGCUGAAAAAAAAAGGGGAUAUCUAUUUAAGUCUCUCAGCUAAUUAGCUGCCUGGGCCUCUGACCUAAGACAGCAGCAAACAAAUACCACAAGUUCAUAACUUCUGAAGCAACUGCAAGAGAAACUCUUAAAAGCCGCACAUUUGUGCACCAUUGCUAUCAACAUGGCUUUGUCAGUAGCUAAUACUUUCUGUGAAGGCACCAGCUUGUGAUGUGCCAUCUCAUUUCACCUUGCAUGUGAGACGGCAAACAAAAUCCUCAAACAGUGUGAACUAGUUAAUAUGCCGGCUGUUACCAUGCAUAAAUUAUGGUCUUAUCACACGGGUUUUUCGUGGGAAUAUAUCUGUGAAUAGCCUGUUUUCUUCCACAUGUAAAUUUGUGCCUUACACCCUCAGUUGUGUAUACUUGUGAGCUGUAGUAUGUAAAACCUUUUUCUUUUUCCCCUUUGAGUAAUGCAAAUAUUUAUUCCUCCUCCAAGACCUUUGAAGAACUGGAGUAAAGACUUUGAAAGCAGAA
Molecule: messenger RNA, 5372 nt
Organism: Pogoniulus pusillus (Red-fronted tinkerbird)
Lineage: Eukaryota; Metazoa; Chordata; Aves; Piciformes; Lybiidae
Gene: SEMA6A
Product: semaphorin 6A
Exons: 20
Coding region: 825-3947 (1040 amino acids)
Biological process (GO): negative regulation of axon extension involved in axon guidance; negative chemotaxis; axon guidance
Cellular component (GO): plasma membrane
Molecular function (GO): chemorepellent activity; semaphorin receptor binding
Source: RefSeq, a predicted model, not a curated record